GUGAGGAGCGGUGUCUGCAGCUCGCGGAGGGACUUGUCUUCAGUCUGACACCAUGUCCAGCAAGGACGACAUCCGCUACUGCCACAAAUGCUCUUAUGUUUUCCUCAAAUUCAUCCUGUUUUUCUAUGCCAUCGUGUGGUGGCUGAUAGGUGGCUGUAUCCUGGCCAUCGGCAUCUACGCCGAGGUGGAGAGGCAACGCUACAAGACACUGGAGGGGUUGUUUUUGGCCCCGGCUAUUAUCCUGAUCCUUCUGGGAAUCGUCAUGUUUAUUGUUUCAUUCAUAGGAGUUUUGGCUUCGCUAAGAGAUAAUCUAAUUCUGCUCAAAGUGUUUAUGUACACUCUGGCAGUGUGUCUGCUCCUGGAGCUGCUGGGAGGGAUUUUGGCAUUGCUCUUUCGUAACCAGACGGUGGAUUUACUGAAUAAGAACAUCAGAAGAGGUAUUGUAAACUACUAUGACGACCUGGAUUUCAAAAACAUCAUGGACUUUGUUCAGAAGAAGUUCAAGUGUUGUGGAGGUCAGGAGUUCAAAGACUGGUCCGUCAACAUGUACCACAACUGCACAGCACCUGGUCCAUUAGCUUGUGGUGUCCCUUAUACCUGCUGCAUUAUUACUAAGCCUAAUGAAGUAGCGAACACUCUGUGUGGGUACAAAGUGCUAGAAAAAGAGCGCUUGAAUUUGAUCGAUACCAUCUAUAUCAGAGGCUGCACUGAUGCUUUCUUCAUCUGGCUCAUGGACAACUACAAGAUUAUGGCUGGACUGCUAUUAGGAAUCCUACUGCCACAGUUCUUUGGUGUCAUCGUCAGCUGGCUGUAUAUCACCCGCGUUGAAGAUGCCAUCAGUGAGCACGGUCAUUACAUGGAUGGCCUACUGGCCUCGCACAGUCCGCAAAGACAAGCCAAGAGUCAUGGCCGUGUUACCAAAUGGUUCAAGUGCAUGCCAGACUACGACUAAUGAAGACAGCAAACAGACUCCACAGCCAUCCCUCGUGGCUGGUGAAAUCUCUCCAUUCAUUCCAGACUCUGCCAUAGCCGUGGUGGGAGUAUGCAGGUUUACUCCUGUUGCACUUCAUUCUGGAGAGAAACUGUUGAAUUUUGGCAGCUCGUCAACAAGAGCUGUUUUAUAGCAAAGUGCCUUUUGUUUCUGUGAUGCAGCAUCCAUUGUAUUACUAAUUAUUUAUGAUUGUACAGUGUUGUAGCUGCACUGUGCCUUAGGCAACCUCAGGGAUGAAGGCAGAUAUCUUCCAUUUAUAUCUGUUUUUAUUAUUACAGUUAUGUCACAAUUAUUUCAAUCUAUAACUCUAGGAUUUUUCUUUUUCAUAUUUGCAAUUACAGUGGUUCUUAUUCUGUCUCAUAAGCAAGUUCUCUUGUCCAUUUUAUUAUUGUUAAAACUUUAAAUGAAUUAUGAAUAUGAAUGAAUAUCUUCUUAAUAGAAAACAGGCUUGCUUUAUUUGUAUACAUAAAAUUAUAAACACUAUUUUCUUUUUCGAAGUGGCUGGUGACACAGACACACACACAAGGGUGCCUGUAGGUAAAAUCUGACAUUGAUAUAAAUCAGCCCCUGGGACAACGUUCAGAGUGCAGAUUUCAGACCACAGCACUCAAUACACAACUGACACAGAACUGAGAAGUCACAUGGCACACUGCUGCGUCUAACAUAUAGCUCCGCCCACCUUCUCCAGCCGCAGUCUCACUGACUGCAAAGAACGCCAUAAAACAUAUAGAGCAUUUAGAACAAUAAUUCCUAUUCUAUACUAUAUACUAUCACUAAUUUGUCGUUUCUUCCAUUAAUUGCCACAGUACUGUGGUAGCAAAAUGCACAAAAGAAUGCACUGAAAUAUACGCCAUAUAUCACCACAGUACAGUGGCAACAAGAGGCUAAUGAGCUUAUGGAACAGUAUCCAUGAUCGGCUGUAGUACAAAUGCUGACAUUUGAUUGGUUCUGUGGUAAUAGACAAAACCAUAUUUUGUGCCACACGACUGUGGCAGUAGCCAUUGCCUUUUUUUUUUUGUCUUUUGAUUUGGAAGGAUAAGAGGACUGCAAAUGGAAGGUGUGUAUUUUUAUUUGCAAAUUCUUGUUUUUGCCCUGAUUUUGGCUCUUGGGACUUUAUGAGGCAUUUAAAUCAGAAUCUGUACUUUUGGUUCCCCACACUGUAAAGUUAUUUAGUGUUUAGUAACCCUUCAUGAACUGAUUUGUAAUAGAUUUAUAAGAAGAUGUUCUCAGUAUUUUGCAUAUUUAUUUCAAAGAAUGCAUAAGAUGUAAACAAGUUUUCAGGGGUUUUAAGGUUAUGUUCACACUAUGGGAAAAAGUGGCCCAAAUAUGUUUUUUACACAUAUGUAACCUGUUUUUUAUGAUAGUGUGAACAUUAGAAAUCAUAUGGAAUUUGAUGUUUUCAUGUUUCCAUUUUCCUUAUGUAUACAGUCCUGAAUCUGAUCUUUUUCAUUGUGAUCUCAGUCUGAACAGUCAGAUCAGUACGCAUGCAACUUUUACGUCACAUUAGAUGUAGAUUUGUGACAAUUCUGCACUGGAUCAAGUCACUCAUAUUCUAUACAGACACUCAAAUGCAACAUGUAUAUGAGUGCAACAGUAAAAUGAAUCAUAUAUAUUAAUAGAGCACUGACAUAGACCACUUUAUGGCAAAAUAAAUAUUGGUAACACUUUUAUAUGUACCAGAGUAUUUCCACCAUUUGUGUCUGUACUUUCACUGAAUGCAGUAACCUGAAUACUCCACUGUUUUUGUGAAUGUUGUUCAAUUUUGGACCUUGACCUGUUCAUACUAGGACCUUUUAUUGGCUACAUUAAAAAAAUGAAUGAAUAAUGAGUAGCAAAACCAAAAAAAAAUCACUAACACCGGCAUUGUAAACAUACCUUCUGUCUUAUCUGCUUUAAUACACUCUGUUUAUUCUCAGUUACCUGAAAAAAUAUGAGUCAAAACGGAAGGAUAGAAAAUUCAGUUCUAGGGGGGAAAAAAAUCAGCAAAAAAAAAUGGCUAACUAUAAUUUACCUGGGAUAUAACUGAUAUAUGGAGUAAAUCAGUAUGGUUAAUAUUUUGCAGAUAUGCAGGUGAAAUUGUGACAAGUGAAUGUGAAUUUAAUUUGCAUUUUAAAUUUAAUGUGAUGUGUGUCACCAAGUUCAAUUGGGGUUUCUCUCUUCAUGUCUCUUUAUGAGGGCUCAUUGAUUUUUUUUUAAUAAUAUAGUUUUGUGUCUACGCCAUCUUUCUAUUUGGCCUUGUGUUAAAACAGCUGUAAUCCGUAAAGCUGUAUCUGCUGGUGGGUAGAAGGUUAAGGUUUUGUGUGUUUGUUGUGGAGGGUUUUUAAAUUAUGUGCCAUUGUUAUUACCUGUUUAUUCCCAAAGCCUGAAUUCCCACAGAAAGAGAUGUUCAGCGCUUGUUUUAUGGCAUGUUUUAUAUUUGAUGGUUUGGUAUUAAAGACAAACAUGAUUAUGC
Molecule: messenger RNA, 3443 nt
Organism: Sphaeramia orbicularis (orbiculate cardinalfish)
Lineage: Eukaryota; Metazoa; Chordata; Actinopteri; Kurtiformes; Apogonidae
Gene: tspan15
Product: tetraspanin 15
Exons: 8
Coding region: 53-952 (299 amino acids)
Cellular component (GO): plasma membrane
Source: RefSeq, a predicted model, not a curated record